UAGUAGCUUAGUACUGCUGCAGCCUUGCAAUAUCUCUCCCACAAACAACUCCUCUCACGCUCUCUUUUCUUCUUGUCCCUCACAUUUUGUCCUCUACCAACGUUCACAAAAUGAGUUCAGCGGAUUCAAACCCGCUGCUCUCCUCACAGAAGUCUUCGGACUCUGGAUUACAGGCCGUUCUCCAUCCUCUUGUUCUUCUCACAAUCUCCGAUUACAUCACACGACACACCUUGAGAGCGCAGGAAGGUCCUAUAGCUGGUGCUUUGCUGGGGCAGCAGAAUGGUCGAGAAAUUACCAUCGAGCAUGCAUUUGAGUGUGCAACUGAAGAGGAUCAUGGCAAAAUCAUAUUGACACCUGAUUGGUUUACGACGCGAUUGGAUCAGAUGAAACAAAUACACAAGUCUCCUCAACUCGAUCUUGUCGGCUGGUAUACAGUAUUGCCCAAGAGUGGUCCAACUCCAUCUAUACUACCUAUUCACCAAUGGAUCCUUUCGGAGCACAACGAAUCAUCCCUCCUGCUUGCAUUCCACCCCGAAGAAGCCGUUAAGCACUCAGCUGGCAGCAAGCUGCCCUUGACCAUAUACGAGUCUAACUACGAAGCGGAUGAACCGAAAGCAGACCAGGGUGAGGACAAGGAGAUGCGAGAUGGUGAUCCACCUCUGAAGCUAAAGUUCAGAGAAUUACCCUAUUCUGUUGAGACUGGAGAGGCGGAGAUGAUCAGUAUGGAUUUUGUAGCCCGCGGUGCCGGAAAUGCAACGGUGGUCGAGAAGAAGACAAGUUCUAAGCCAACAGCCGAGGCGGAUCCGAAGGGCAAGCAGCCUCUGAAGGCUGGCGCAGCCGGAAACACGGACCAGGGAAAAUCCGUUGAUUUCGUACUGGAGAAAGAGGAUGAGGAGAUGAUAGCAGCGCUCAACGCCAAGGCAAAUGCCAUCAAGAUGCUACAGUCCCGAGUUAAUCUUCUGAUAACAUACCUUGAACGACUUCCUCCCUCAUAUCUUUCCCCCAACAACGCGACAAACCUUUCUGAAGCACAAUACACGGUCCCCUCGCACACGAUUCUCCGAUCUAUCCAGGCACUCGUUAGCCGAAUGUCGCUUCUAGUACCAUCCGACAAGCAGGCUUACGAGCAAGAGAUGCUUAGCGAGGCAAACGACGUACACCUGAUGGAGCUAUUGGACAAUGUGAUGGAGAGCAUUACCGAAGCUCGAGAUGCCGGUAAGAAGUACGGCAUCGUAGAGAGUGCUAAGUCCCACACUAAGAAGAUGCUGGAAAACUCGGCACUAAGCUCUAGCUUCAACUUCUCUGGCCCUGGAGACCUUGCCAUCUAGAAGGUGCAAACAAGAAAGGGCGGAGGGGCGUAAAUUCGAGACAUGGGAUACUUCGCAGCAUAAAUUCCCUGCAUUUGCAAGGCGAUAGAGGCGUUUUAGAGGCUAGGUCAAGCCAAUUUGUUGCGGGUUGCGUUGGACGCCAGCCACCCAAAACCAAGUUACGACAGGGGUAUGAUUGAUAUCAACAGGAGUGCGUGCAAAUGCCAAGGCUCGUACUAUUUACGACGAACUGAAAAGUUACGAGUUAUAUGAUAAUGGACUAAUUCAUAAAACGUCGCGGUCUAUUAGGGCUACCAGGUAGAUACAGAGGUACGCUACGUGACAUUAUUUGUUUUCACCACAAUGGAUAGGUAUGAACUUCUA
Messenger RNA from Annulohypoxylon truncatum, 1691 nucleotides. RefSeq lists its product as uncharacterized. The record is from RefSeq and is a predicted model, not a curated record. Gene Ontology annotation, biological process: protein deneddylation. Lineage: Eukaryota; Fungi; Ascomycota; Sordariomycetes; Xylariales; Hypoxylaceae. Gene Ontology annotation, cellular component: COP9 signalosome. The coding region runs from base 111 to 1328 and encodes 405 amino acids. The transcript has 2 exons. Gene Ontology annotation, molecular function: protein binding; metallopeptidase activity.